CGGUGGCGGCGGCCCCGCCAUGGCGGUGUCGCCCUACGUGCAGGCCAUGCAGGAGCUGUUCCGCGCCAACACGCGGAGCCGCGAGUUCCCGGCGCACGGCGCCAAGGUGCACUCGGUGGCCUGGAGCUGCUGCGGCCGCCGCCUCGCCUCCGGUUCCUUCGACAAGACCGCCAGCGUCUUCCUGCUCGAGAAGGACCGGCUGGUGAAGGAGAACAACUACCGGGGCCACGGGGACAGCGUGGAUCAGCUCUGCUGGCACCCCAGCAACCCUGACCUCUUCGUCACAGCGUCAGGGGACAAAACCAUCCGCAUCUGGGACGUCCGCACCACCAAGUGCAUCGCCACUGUCAACACCAAAGGUGAGAACAUCAACAUCUGCUGGAGCCCUGAUGGGCAGACCAUUGCUGUGGGGAACAAGGAUGAUGUGGUCACCUUCAUUGAUGCCAAGACACACCGCUCCAAAGCUGAGGAACAGUUCAAGUUUGAGGUGAACGAGAUCUCGUGGAACAACGAUAACAACAUGUUCUUCCUCACCAAUGGGAAUGGCUGCAUCAACAUCCUCAGCUAUCCAGAGCUGAAACCCAUCCAGUCCAUCAACGCCCAUCCUUCCAACUGCAUCUGCAUCAAGUUUGAUCCCAUGGGGAAGUACUUUGCCACAGGCAGUGCUGAUGCAUUGGUCAGUCUCUGGGAUGUGGAUGAGCUGGUGUGUGUGAGAUGCUUCUCCAGGCUUGACUGGCCCGUGCGGACGCUGAGCUUUAGCCACGAUGGGAAGAUGCUGGCCUCAGCAUCAGAAGAUCACUUCAUUGACAUUGCUGAGGUGGAGACAGGAGAGAAGCUCUGGGAGGUGCAGUGUGAGUCCCCCACCUUCACAGUGGCCUGGCACCCGAAGAGGCCGCUGCUGGCCUUUGCCUGUGACGACAAAGAUGGCAAAUACGACAGCAGCAGGGAGGCUGGCACUGUCAAGCUUUUUGGGCUCCCCAACGACUCCUGAUGAAGCUGCUGCACCCGGGGAGGCAGCACCUGCCUGCUCUUGCGGGUGGGAACUUAGCACAGGUGGGGCAAGGAGCUGGCUCAUCUCCUUGCCAGCCUGCAAGGGCUGUGACCUCGGGCUCAGCUCAGUGUGUCCUGCUCUUGGGAGCUUUUAUAAACAGGCAGCUAUGUGCUGGGGAGAAUGGGGGGUGCUGGCAGGGCCCCCCCUCUGCCAUCUCCUCUCUGGGGUGUAGGGGGCUUGUUCCAAAGGCAAGUGGCCAAAGAAAAUCAGUCACUGAAGGUGGCUGCUGAGGAGCCUCCCAUGGCUCUGCUUUGGCCAGGCUCCCCAGCAGUGAUGAGAUAUGUGACUGUCCCCUUGUCCCCAAAAGCCUGGUGGCAAGGGCAGCUGUGGGAGCACAGCCUGUCUCUCCCCUUCCCGGACAUCCCAUGUCCCUUCCCUGCACUGGGGCAAUGAGGGGAGGGUGUGGGGGUUUGAACUGCUAGAUGUUUUCCCAGAUGGGGCUUUUUAAAAAUAUUUGUGGUGUCUUUUUCUAAUUUUGAUAAAUCCUCUUCCUUAAUGAAGGUGCCUGUGGCUAUUUGCGGGGGGAAGAAGGAGGAUGCUGAGCUGCUCUCUCUUCCCCUGCGUCCCUCCCUUGGCCAUAGCAAGGCCCUGGAGAGGGGUCUGUCGAGGAUUGUCCCUCUUGUCCCCGCUGGCUGUCCC
Molecule: messenger RNA, 1690 nt
Organism: Sturnus vulgaris (Common starling)
Lineage: Eukaryota; Metazoa; Chordata; Aves; Passeriformes; Sturnidae
Gene: THOC3
Product: THO complex subunit 3
Biological process (GO): mRNA export from nucleus
Cellular component (GO): THO complex part of transcription export complex
Molecular function (GO): protein binding
Source: RefSeq, a predicted model, not a curated record